This is a messenger RNA of Symbiodinium natans, 963 nucleotides long. Lineage: Eukaryota; Dinophyceae; Suessiales; Symbiodiniaceae. The record is from the annotation of a GenBank genome assembly.
AUGUCGUUUGCGAAGGCGCCGCGAUUCCGAGAAGGGCACGCUGAUACACCUGGACCUGGGCAGUACAAGCCCAAAUUUACUAGCCGCUCAGGCGGUCCCAGCUAUAGCUUUGGGAAGCCCAGGGGCACACCAAGGCAACCUGGGCUUCCCAAGCUGCGCCAAGCCCAGCUGAAGCUGGUGGCGGAGCUUGGCCGCGGUGGGCUUGCCACCGUGCACAGAGCACGCUGCUAUGGCAAGGAAUUUGCUGUCAAGCUGUGCCGCUUUCAGCCUGGGCUGACAAACCCGGAGCAAGACCGGGAAGGCCUUCACAAAGAGGCUUUGCUCCUGGCAGGCCUGAGGCAUACAAAUAUCGUCAGGGCACUGUGCUUGGUGACGGACCAGCACGGAGUCAUGGGCUUUGGCCAGGAGCUCCUGGGGCAGUCCCUAGAAGCUGCCGCAAGCAUCGGCCAGCUGACCCCUCAGCGCCUGGCAAGUGCCGUGGCGCCCACCUGCAUGGCCCUGGCACAUAUGCACCAACUUCUCAUCGCGCACUUGGAUGUGAAGCCGGCCAACAUUUGCUUCACUGCCCAGCUGACUACAGUGAAGCUUAUUGAUUUCGAUGCUGCAAUGCCAUUGCAUCAUCCGGAUGAGGUGACGGAGCGCUUUCCAGGCAACCUCGCGGCACUAUCUCCCGAGAUCCUCGGCAAACUGCCGUACAGUCCCCUGGCGGAAGAUUGCUUCCAAGCAGGCUGGACUUACACCAAGCUCAUUGAGGUGACACAGGUCAUGUUCGACGAAGUGCUGCUGGCGCGUCUGAGCCCAUUGCUUGAGCCUGCCGACACACGCCCCACAAUGCAGAAGAUGCUCGACGACCACCUGCAACGAUCAGAGGCGCUGGUCAGACAGCUGCAGCCCGAGGGGCGCCCAGUCCUUCUGGGCAGCCGACCUCAACCUGACAAUCCAUUGCUGAAGCUCUUUGGAUAA